Molecule: messenger RNA, 1138 nt
Organism: Tripterygium wilfordii
Lineage: Eukaryota; Viridiplantae; Streptophyta; Magnoliopsida; Celastrales; Celastraceae
Product: protein TONNEAU 1a-like
Exons: 8
Coding region: 120-908 (262 amino acids)
Molecular function (GO): protein binding
Source: RefSeq, a predicted model, not a curated record
CCUGCCUGACUGAAAGCCUCUCGACUCGCGGUUCCAAAACCGAACUCUUUAUCAGCAGCAUCAGCCAGAGACAGAGAGAGCGCUGAGCGGAGAGAGACGGUGUGAAAAUCAAUUCCAAAAUGGACGAUUACACGAGGGAGAUGAUGGACCUCAAGACUCUCGUCACUCGAACUCUAGAGAAGAAAGGCGUGCUCGCUAAGAUCCGGGCUGAACUUAGGGCAAGUGUUUUCGAGGCAAUUGAAGAGGAAGACCGUGUUGUUGAAAAGGAGGAAGCGUUACCUCCUGCCUUGUUGGGUAGCUGCAAUGAUCGUGCAAAACAACUACAUGCUUCUCCCUCAGGGAGGCUGCUUACUGCGUUAAUAUGUGAAUACAUGGACUGGGCUCAGCUAAAUCAUACAUUAAAAGUCUAUCAGCCCGAGUGUAACUUGCCAAAAGAUUUUUGGAAAGCUGAGUUGAAGGAAUUCAGCAGCAAGAAUGGAUACGAUCUUAACAGAAAUGGAGACAGUGGUCCGCUUCUUUUGGAUGUUUUGGAAGGGUUUUUGAAAUUUGAGAAUUUAACUCAGACAAGGGGUACAGGAAGGUCUGAGUCUGUUUCUAAUUUAGAGUCGCGGAAUAGUCGAAGACCAUUGUCAUCAGCUGUUGCUGGUGGAUUACCUCCAUUAGGAAGGCCGGUUUCUUCUUCCCAGGCAUCUGAUCGAAGAGCAGGAUCCUCCAUGUCUGGUUACAGGAAAGAUGAGUACAAUUGGAGAUAUGAUAGUGAUGAGCUCCCGGAGGAUGUGAUUCGAGCUUCAGCUGCCCUGGAAAACCUACAGCUGGACAGGAAAGCUCGGAAUCUAACUUCAUCAUGGCGGCGUGCCGGGGAUGGAGAUGACGAGGAUGAUGGCAGGGAUGAUCAUCGUCAUAUCUAGCUAAAUGACAAUCUCUGUACUGACAGAAUGUAGUUUAGAGUGUGUAUGUUCAAUCUGUCAAUGUUUGUUGGAUGAGGGCAGCUAUGUUUUAUGUAACUUUUCCCCCCUAAUGCCUAUCAUGAAAGUUUUAUUUGCUAGUAUUUGAGUGGAUGUAGACAAUUGAAUUGUUUUUUAUUCGAGAGUGAAAGAUCAAAUUAAGUAGGUAAUUGCCCAUAAGGGAAAUUUCGUCA